UUGGCAGCGUGGUCGAAGGAGCGAACUUUAGCCACUUUGUGCUGAACUGUGGAAUAGUAAGCAAGUUUGGUGAGAGACCCACCUGUAUGGAGAAAAAGGAAAGAACGAAAAAGGCAGAAAUUCAUGCAAUCGCUGAAGUCGAAAAAAAAUGGAAUCGCCAACGCAAACAACACAGCUACUAGCUUGAGCUGCUAACCUCCGCGCUUGUGCCGAGAUUGUUUGGAUUAUCGGACAAAUUGGUCGUGUUAGUGAGAUUGAAAAGAAGCAUCUUGGUGUUAUCUGGUGGGGAGAUUGUUGUGUUAAAAAGCAGCCUGCUGUCACACUGACUUUCACUUGUGCCCUCGGUCCGUGAACGCAACACACGUAUUUUGCUCAAUUUCUUUUAGCCGAAUAGCGUUAAACGCGAAAGUAAACGUCCACCUUUUCGGGUACCUAUGUCUAUGGCGAAGCGCUUGGCGUUCUCCAAGUUUCGGAAUAUUUCGUCUGGAGGCAGAGUGAUGCUUUUAUCCAUGGUAUGAUGACGGCUGGCGUCGCUUCUGUCAACUUGGCUACAUUCCGCCAUAGUCGACGACGUGAUGACGUCGAGAAGGACGUGCGUCCAUCUGGCCAAUCAGCGAACCUGCAGGGUUUGGUGGGCGAGGUCCCGAACACUGCCGCUCAAGAUGGAAAAAUAGUCCCAACAGUACGUACGUACGCUUUAAAUUACAAAUACUUGAAAAUGGUAAACGCAAAAGUGUUAUGAAUUAUAAUUGAUAUUAUUGAAUAAUGCUGUUAAUUAUGUUAUAUUACACAGCUAUAGAUACAGUGGCGAAUAAAGGGAAGUGCAAUUCUAUAUCCUAAAUAGUACUGGACUUGCAGUGUUGGGGGAGUAACUAAUUACAUAUAACGAGAUUAUGUAACUUAAUUACACCAUUUACACCAAUUGUAAUCCAUUACAUUACUGGGAGAAAAUGUGUCAUUAAAUAACAGUUGCAUUUGAAAAUUUCCAUGAUUCCAGUUUUAGUUAUAUUUGAAAAUAUGUUUGUCUCUCACAUCACUUCCUCCUUCUAAAGCCAACCGAUUGGCUCUCGUGUGGUCAUGUGCCAUUCUCACGUAGUCACAAACGUGACAUAUUUUUCCAAAGAUGACCUUGAAGCGCCACCGUGCGUGCACUGUAUUAGUUUGUCUGAGAUUUAAACACUUUUGAAGACAUAAAAGAACAUUUACGUUUGAACAGUUUCAUCUUUAUAAUUUUGUACAUUUUUAAUGGAACAUUCACUUAUCUGGUUUCUCACAUGAAGCGAUAUUGUCUAAAUUGUGCAUAUUUUUGUGCAUAUUUCUCAUUAGGUCUACAUGGUAUCAUGUUUUCCACAUGCUGUACACAUAUAAUACAACAAACACAUUGUUAUUAUGUAUUUAUAGUUCAUCAUGUUUUGUUAUCCGUUUACUAUUUGUGUAAGGAACAAAUAUACGGUUAAUUUCAAAAUAAUGAUGCGUGGUUUUAAUGCACCGUUUUGGGGGGGCAUCUAGAAGUGGCGCUCGGAAAUGAAUCAAGGCAGCGAAGCAACCGCUAUAUGGCGUUAAUGCAACACAACGGAUGCCAAACGCCGUUUAGCACCAUCGAAGAAGAAGCCAUCAGCGGAAGGGGAAAGAAAGAAGAAGAAGCAGGAAGAAGAAGAAGAAGCAGGACGAAGAAGAAGAAGAAGCAGGAAGAAGAAGAAGAAGAAGACGAUGAAGACAAAGCGACACCGCUCGUUCUCAUUUCAAUGCGGCGCGCAAGUCGCCCCCUGACACGAAGUCUCGACAUGACGGAGCGCAGACAGCCCAAUUUUUCCCAGGAGGAGACCGAUUUGCUCAUCCGGGAGGUGGAGGUGCGCAAAGAACGUUUGUACGGAACCGCAAGCAGAGCUCCGCGGCCGGAUGAUGUAAAGUUGGCUUGGAAGGAGAUCACGAGCAUUUUGAACGAAUCGAACCACGGCUUGCUGAGAACGGCAGCCCAGUACAAGAAGCGCUUCAAUGAUGUGAGACGGAGGGCCAAAAAUAAACUUUGUUGUAUCCGUAAAGAGCAGCAGGGGACGCGCGGGGGGGCCGCGGCGACCACCUCCCUCAGCCCCCUCGAGGAGCUCGUGGCUUCCAUCCCCACCGUGAGCCGAGAAGGAUUUGGCGGCGUGGAGGUCGGCAUAUCUGGACAGCCGGUGGGGAAAAAAGAUGGAUUCUUCGAACCAGCAUCUCCACCUCCAAAACUGCUCCAGCGAGGCAAAAGAAAGUCGUCCGAUGCGUCUCUACGGAGUCUCUUAUUGAUGGACGGCGGCGGGCGGCACAACGGCGCCGGGUCCUCGGCCGCGUCGGGAAAAAGUCGCGGGAGUUCCCGGGCCGCUUUGGAGUCACCCUGGUGGGAAAACAGCGUCCGCCGCAGCGUCAGCGAGUUCUUGGUCUUCUCCAGGAGCUCCGCCAGAGGGGGGCCGCGCUGCAGUACCAGCUCCUCCGGCAGGGGGCGCACUUUCUCCACGCCGCCGCUGCAUUUCCGCAGAUUGCAUCUAUAGGAGAGAAGAAGAAAUGUUCAUUCUUGUCAAGUAGGAACCCAAAUAUUAGAAACAGCUGAAUGGCUGCUCCCAAUACAUUGGCUCCCUUAUAUAGUAACACAAAAGGGAAAACGUUACGAUCGGCCCGAAUUCAGACGCAAUUUAAGCUGUUCCUAAUAUUGAGGAUUUCUCUGGUAGUUCCUCAAUAAGGGGCCCAAAACAUCACAGGCGGCCUUCAUUCCGAUGCAAUUGCAGACGUUCCUCAUAUUCUGACCCUCUCGUGGCGUUGAAUAAGGGAACCAAAUGAUGAGGAACAUCUCUACAAAAGAAAUAAAAUGCCAUUGUGAUCUUCAGCGUCCCUAAUAAAGUGACUCACCCAAAAAGCUUCUCCCCGGCGGCGUCCCGAAGAUCGACGCCGACGUGCGCAGACGUGACGCGUCACACUUUGCAAUCCGGACGUGCCGCUCGGGCAGGUCUCGUUUAUGCCCCCCCCCCCAUCCCCUCGGCCAGUGGGAGGCCGGCGCGCUGUGGCGUGGGAGGGGCAUGACAUCACUCAUUUGUCAGGUGACACUUAUUCUUUUCAGUCCUUCCUUCUUUCCUUUUCUUCUUUCAUUAACCUUUAGCCAUCCUUCUUUCAUUUCUCCCUCCUUGUUUCUAACUUCCAUCCAUCUUACCUUCUCUCAUCCGUCCAUCCUUCCUUCCAUCCACCUCGCCGUUUGUUUCCACCUUUCUUUUUAUCUUCAAUCUCUGUCUCCUUAUACUGUCUCACCCUUUUCCUCCUAUCAUUCAUUCAUUCUUUUCCUUCUUCCGUCCAUCCUUCCUUCCUUCCUUCCUUUCACCCUCCUAUCUGUCCACCUUCUAUCCAUCCUCUGUAACUUUCUCCCCUCCUUUCAUCCUCCCUCUCUCGUACUUUCUCCCUGUCUUCUUCCUUCCUGCUUUCUGUCUUCCUUUCUUUCAUCAUCCCUCCUCUCCUUUCAUCCACGCAGCUGUCCCUCUUUCCUCUCUUCCUCUUCUUUCUCACUUCCAUCUUCUGCUAUCAUUGACCCUUUUCUCGCUUUCUUUUUCACUUUCUUUCUUUCUUUAUCCAACCAUCAUUCUCCCCUGCACCUUCCUUCCUUUUUCCCACAUCUUUAUUCCCUCCCUCGUUUUCUGUCCAGCACUGACAUUUU
Phycodurus eques (leafy seadragon) is the source of this 3670-nucleotide messenger RNA. RefSeq names its product myb-related transcription factor, partner of profilin-like. The transcript is spliced from 3 exons. The record is from RefSeq and is a predicted model, not a curated record. Gene Ontology annotation, cellular component: nucleus. Lineage: Eukaryota; Metazoa; Chordata; Actinopteri; Syngnathiformes; Syngnathidae. Bases 1554 to 2522 code for a protein of 322 amino acids.